AUGUUAUCCAGUUCGAAUAUUUUAACCUCCACCGUUCCAGAUUGUAUAUACUUGACCGGUGGUGCGUCGUCGAAUCGUCAUAUAGCGCAGAUACUCGCCGAUGUUUUCAAUUGCGAUGUAUUCAUACGUGAAGGUGCUGCCGAUUCAGCGGCACUCGGCGGUGCCUUGCGUGCUCGACACUGUAGUGAGCUACAUCGAGGGGAGGAUUUCUUUGCGAUUUCAAAGAAAGCAACUUCUUCGUCAAAACGAAUCGCUCAACCAAAUGCUGAUAAUGUCAAGAUAUACGAUCAAAUGCUACCUAUUUACGCUAGACUCGAGUGGGAAAUCACGAGUGCAUCGUGUAUAUCCUAG
Molecule: messenger RNA, 351 nt
Organism: Anisakis simplex (herring worm)
Lineage: Eukaryota; Metazoa; Nematoda; Chromadorea; Rhabditida; Anisakidae
Source: the annotation of a GenBank genome assembly